AUGCCGUCUCCAUUCUUGACGCCGAAUGCCACGGCCGACGCAGACGGUCUCGCUCUUCUACAGCUGCGUCGCGACCAUAUCAUUCCAACAAUCCUCCGCAAAUACGACGACGAGAACCAAGGCUACCUCGAAGGAAAGGUGACCAAUACCCGAUUCGGAUCCUUCCCACACAGCACCCUCAUCGGCAAACCCUGGGGCUCGCAAAUUGUCGCUUCAAAAGUCGACACCGGCUCGCGCGGCCGCAGAAACACCGGAAAACGCAAGGCUGAGGAGCUCGAUGCAUCGGGAGCAACAACACCCGCGGAGGACGAGAAGCCCGAAUUGAAGGCCGCGGUCGCUGCAACCAGUGGUUUCCUGCACGUUCUCGCCCCAACACCCGAAGCCUGGACCUUGUCCCUCCCCCACCGCACCCAGGUCGUCUACACACCCGACUACAGCUACAUCCUUCACCGACUCCGCGCACGACCAGGAAGCACAGUCAUCGAAGCCGGAGCGGGUAGUGGCUCCUUCACACACGCGGCCGUGCGCGCCGUGUUCAACGGGUACCCCGAGACAGCGCAGGCGAACAAACGGCGACGUCUGGGAAAGGUGUGCAGUUUCGAGUUCCACGAGCAGCGCGUGGGCAAAAUACAAGCAGAACUCAAGGACCAUGGACUCGAUGGGCUAGUGGAGGUUACACAUCGCGACGUCUACGAAGACGGUUUCCUACUAGGUGAUCCCAAGACCGGCCAAUCGCCCAAGGCCAACGCCAUCUUCCUGGACCUACCUGCGCCCUGGCUGGCAUUGAAACAUCUCACGCGCAACCCUCCCUCCGGCGAGUCAGCUCUUGACCCGUCAUCACCUGUCUACUUAUGCACUUUCUCGCCUUGUCUCGAGCAGGCCGAGCGCACGAUCCGCACAAUGCGCCAGUUAUCAUGGCUGAAUAUUUCCAUGGUAGAGGUUGCCCAGCGUCGGAUCGACGUGAGGCGGGACCGUGUUGGGUUAGAUACUGAGGGCGUGCGUGGUGCAACCCUGUACCCGAAGACCGUUGACGAGGCAGUCGCCAAGCUGCGCAGCGAUGAACAGCGCGCCAAGCGCAUCCGUGACCACCGGCAAAACAGAGAGGACCCCGAUUACAAAGAGAUUGUGGAGGAUCCGCCGGCUUACAAGGAGGCGGCUUCUGAUGCGCCUUCAUAUGCCCUAGGUCGCUUGACGCACCGGACAGAGCCGGAUCUCAAGACGCACACUUCAUAUCUGGUGUUUGCUAUCUUGCCUCGGGAUUGGUCCGAAGAGGAUGAACAACGUUGCAGGCAACAAUGGCCGUCCGAGAGGAUUGCUAAGCCGGAUGAUAAGCCGACGAAGAGCAAGAAGCAAAUGAAGAAGGAGGCUGCGUUGGAGCGGAUACGGAUUCGGGAGGAGAAGAAGCAACAGGAGCGGGAAGCAGGGGCUGAGGAGGGAGCUCAGCCUGAGAUGGAGGUCAAGACAGAAUUAAAGUCUGAGGAGAUGACCGAUGCAUGA
This is a messenger RNA of Penicillium arizonense, 1497 nucleotides long. RefSeq names its product tRNA 1-methyladenosine methyltransferase subunit GCD14 (gene trm61). Bases 1 to 1497 code for a protein of 498 amino acids. Gene Ontology annotation, cellular component: tRNA (m1A) methyltransferase complex; nucleus. Gene Ontology annotation, biological process: tRNA methylation. The transcript has a single exon. The record is from RefSeq and is a predicted model, not a curated record. Lineage: Eukaryota; Fungi; Ascomycota; Eurotiomycetes; Eurotiales; Aspergillaceae.